AUGUCGAAGCGCGGCACGACGCAGCAGUUGAGCAGAGAUGGCAGCUUUUUCGGAGAUGGGUCGAAUGAGCUAUCGGAGAACGACAAGCCUAGGCAGGCUGCAGCUGCGCAGCUGGUAAAGCGAAAGCUGAAGCCGCUUAAGGGCCGUCCGCGUGUCGCACCCUAUGACUUAGCCCGGGAUGCGCAGAAAUGGGUGGCCAAGAUCAGACGCGAGAACGGUGGCGUCUCCCGAGAGGUCGAAGCUGGGAUGAAGAGAGACUAUCCGGAAGCUUGGGAGGUGCUGCAAACUGUCCGACGGAAGCUCGGAUCUGCUGCUAAAACGCUCGCAACAGAUCUCUACUCAAAGGACACCCAGUAUCUAUACGAACUGAUUCAGAAUGCCGACGAUAAUCAGUACACGCGCGCUGAGGCGAACGCUGAGGAGCCGUACAUCUGCUUUAGCCUCUAUCCAGACCAACUUGUGAUCGACUGCAACGAGGACGGUUUCACGGCCGAAAAUGUCAAAGCUAUAUGCGGCAUCGGACAAAGCACCAAGACAGCCCCGCAGGGAUGCGUUGGCGAAAAGGGCAUCGGCUUCAAGUCUGUGUUCAAAAUCGCACAGCGGGUGCAUAUCCAAUCAGGCUUUUAUUCGUUUUCCUUUGAGCAUACCCGCGACUCUGACGACGAAGGGCUUGGCAUGGUCACUCCAAUGACCGAGCCAUUCAAGGAUUUGCCCAAGGAUGUCCUCACGAGGAUUACGUUGACAUUGCUGAGCAGUGUAGACCUCCGCAAACUGGUUGAUGAACUGAGCAACGUCCCGGACACUUUGCUUCUUUUUGUGAAGAAACUUCGCUCAAUCCUGGUCAACAUUUACCCCGAAACUGGAGACUCCACGCAACUCGUAUAUUCGUGUCCUCAAGACCCCAUUAGGGGAUUUAAAACAGUUGAGAAACAGUCCAGAUCCAACGAUGGAGAGUGGGUUGUUGAAAAGAGACAUUUUCGCGUCACCAGGCGUACCAUCAAGGACCUUCCCCACGAUACCUCAAGAAAGCAGACUGAGGCAGAUGUUCUAUUAGCGUUCCCUGUGAACGAAACAGGCGAUGAGGCAAUCUUGCAGGGACAGCAUGUCUUUACAUACCGGCCUAUUCGAUCAGUUGGCUUCAAUUUCCUGAUCCAAUCGGACUUCACUACCCAGGCUGGUAGAGAAGUUGUCGUACACUCUCCUAGGAAUAAGGCCCUUCUUUCUGGCGUUGCUAAGACCUUCCGAGACGCGGUCCUGGAAUUCUGCGCGCACAAGAAAUUGCAGUAUCAGUGGAUGAGCUCCUCGACGGUCUCGGAACUCGGAACCUCAACAUCACCGACUUCCUUGACAGACUUCAGGCCGAUCUCGAGAGACCUGACUCAAAGAUGA
Messenger RNA from Lasiodiplodia theobromae, 1389 nucleotides. RefSeq lists its product as uncharacterized. The coding region runs from base 1 to 1389 and encodes 462 amino acids. NCBI's taxonomy places the organism in Eukaryota, Fungi, Ascomycota, Dothideomycetes, Botryosphaeriales, Botryosphaeriaceae. The record is from RefSeq and is a predicted model, not a curated record. The transcript is spliced from 5 exons.